AUGGGCCAGUCAGACUAUUUUCUUGGGAUAGAAGUUCAUCAUUUAACAGCGGGUCUUUUACUCACUCGGAGUAAAUAUAUUGAUGAUCACUUGGUGAAGCAAAUAUGGCAAAUUGCAAUGUAUUUAUCCUUAACCAGACCUGAUGUCUCUUAUGCCGUCCACCGUGUCUCUCAAUUUCUCCAUGAGCCAACUGAAAAUCACUGGUCAGCUUGCAAAUGCAUUAUGCGUUAUUUAAAGCAUAAUCAACACUAUGGUCUGUUCCUUCGCCAAUCUUCCACUCCUCACCUUAGUGCUUAUGCUGAUGCAGACUGGGCCUCAAAUCCAGAAGAUCGCAAAUCUGUUUCAGGCUAUGCAAUAUACUUAGGCACCAACCUUGUAUAUUGGUCAACUCGAAAACAGCCCACAGUUGCCCGCUCAUCUACUGAAGCAGAAUAUAGGUCAGUUGGAGCAGCUACAACGGAACUUGUUUGGCUUAAAUCUCUUUUACAAGACAUUGGUUUUUCUUCCUCUAGUUGCUCCACAUUAUGGUGUGACAAUGUCAGAGCAACGAAAUUAGCCAGCAACCCUGUAUUUCAUUCCAGGACCAAACACAUUGAAGUUGAGUUCCACUUUGUUCGUGAUCUUGUAUCUAAGCGACUCGGAUCGAUACAUUGCAUCUAA
Messenger RNA from Hevea brasiliensis (rubber tree), 660 nucleotides. RefSeq names its product secreted RxLR effector protein 161-like. Bases 1 to 660 code for a protein of 219 amino acids. The record is from RefSeq and is a predicted model, not a curated record. NCBI's taxonomy places the organism in Eukaryota, Viridiplantae, Streptophyta, Magnoliopsida, Malpighiales, Euphorbiaceae. The transcript has 2 exons.